This is a messenger RNA of Aphanomyces astaci, 1562 nucleotides long. RefSeq lists its product as hypothetical. Bases 1 to 1338 code for a protein of 445 amino acids. NCBI's taxonomy places the organism in Eukaryota, Oomycota, Saprolegniomycetes, Saprolegniales, Verrucalvaceae. Gene Ontology annotation, biological process: proteolysis. The transcript has 3 exons. The record is from RefSeq and is a predicted model, not a curated record. Gene Ontology annotation, molecular function: serine-type carboxypeptidase activity.
AUGGAUGCCCACUUACGCCAGCCCCAGCAAACCACAUCCUACCAAGCGCUGCCACUGCAUGCCCCGCACGGUGAUGCCGUGGACAUUCGAGAGCGCUCCAAAUGGCCGUGGUGGUCGCUUCUUUUGGCCUUGGCGGGGUGCAUUGGGGUCGGCUUCACGGCCCAAGCAACCGUGUUUGCCACGCCCUCCCUCUCGUCCACAAGGGUAGAACCCCUUUGCGACGCCUCGGUGCGGCAGUUGUCGGGGUACUUGCAAGUCACCAACGCGACCAAGUACUUUUACUGGUACUUUGAGUCUCGCGACAACCCAACUAAGGAUCCCCUCGUAUUGUGGCUCAACGGGGGCCCUGGGGCGUCGAGUCUAAUUGGGUUGUUGGCUGAAAACGGCCCGUGUCUGCUGGAUCCGGACACGUUGACCCUCAAGGACAAUCCCCAUGCGUGGAAUGCGCACGCCAACGUCAUUUGGCUCGACCAGCCUGCCAACGUCGGCUUUUCCCAGGGCCCCCCCACCCCCCCAUCGCAAGUGGGGCCGAACGUGCACACUUUUCUCGAGAAUUUUCUGGCGCAACAUCCAGAGUUGCACCGCCGGCGCUUGUACCUCACGGGCGAAAGCUACGCUGGGCAUUACAUUCCAGGGAUCGCCCACACCAUUCUCCAAGGAAACGCCGUCAAACCAUCGUCUGAGGCGCUGAAUUUGCAAGGCAUUUUGAUUGUCAACGGGCUCACAAACGUGCAAGUGCAGGCCCAACAUGAACUGGACAUGGUAUUUGAGAACGCGUACAACGUGACGUUGGUUCCCAAUGACCAGCUUUCGGUUGUCAAAACCAUGCAAACAACGGCGGUGGACUUGGCUCGGACGUGCCAACACGACUCGAGUGUCUGCCCCAACGCGACCCUUGCCUUUAUUGCCCUCCAAUCGCAAGUGAACGAGUACACCACUCGCGACUCGCUGGAUAUUCGACAGGAUUGCAACGUCUCGUCGUGCUCGGCCAAGAUGACUGCCAUCGAUGCGUUUCUGAGCCAGGCUCGAGUACAAACUCGUCUCGGCGUCCACCCGUACCAUCCGUCGUAUUCCGUGUCGAACGGCAACGUCAUGACUGACUUUGCCACAGACAUUGCGACCAACUACGCCCCGUAUGUGGACACAGUCUUAAACGCCAAAGUGCCCGUGGUGCUCGUGGCAGGCGACGCCGAUCUGCAGUGCAACUGGCGCGGCGUCCAAGCCUGGCCCGAGCAUCUGCACUGGCACGGCGCCCAUGGCUACAAAAGUGCACCUCUACAACCGCAUUUCAUCGACCAUGUGCAGGUAAACCAGCCAACCUUAACCGUGAUUUCGUGAUGGAGAAUGCAAUGCAUGGGGUACGGCUGCGUAGGUGGGGGAACGACGAGCGCACGACCUAUUGGUGUUUUAUCGAGUGUUCAACGCUGGACACAUGGUGCCUCAAGACCAGCCGCGCACCGCCCUGGCGAUUUUCACGGCAUUUCUCAAUCACACGGCGUAAUAUGGCAGGAUCAAUGUGCUAGAUAUGGGGAAAUUAUCAAAAUCAAUCGUUGUUGUCAUAA